AUGAGUGACAGAAACAGCCAGUGGAGGACAAUGAAGACGGACGAUGAGGCCUUCGAUAUCUCCAUCCCCUUCGACCAGGCGCCCCACCUAGACUCACAGAUCUUUUACAGUCUGAGCCCCUCUCAGGGGAACUUUGAGGAGCCACCGGAGGCUGCAUCUGCGACCCUGGCCCUAAUGAAUGGCGUCAAGGCCCAGCUGCACAUGGCUCUGGAGAGGAACUCCUGGCUGCAGAAGCGCAUCGAGGACCUGGAGGAGGAGAGGGACUUCUUGCGGUGCCAGCUGGACAAGUUCAUCUCCUCCGCCCGAAUGGAUGCAGAGGACCACUGCCGGGUGAAGCCUGGGCCCCGGAGAGUUGAGGUGGACAGCCGGGGUGGGGUCGAGGCCUCCGACCCGGAGUCAGGGGCGUCCUCGCUCAGCGGAGGGUCUGAAGAAGGCAGCUCCAGUGAGAGGAAGAAACAGAAGCAGAAGGGAGGCACUGGACGGAGGCGCUUUGGCAAGCCCAAGGCUCGAGAGAGGCAACGGGUUAAGGACGCAGAUGGCGUCCUCUGCCGCUACAAGAAGAUCCUGGGCACCUUCCAGAAGCUGAAGAGCAUGUCUCGGGCCUUUGAGCACCACUGCGUUGAUCGCAACACAGUGGCACUGACCACGCCCAUUGCUGAGCUGCUCAUUGUGGCACCGGAGAAGCUGGCUGAAGUGGGCGAGUUUGACCCCUCCAAGGAACGCCUCCUUGAAUACUCCCGCCGCUGCUUCCUGGCCCUGGACGAGGAGACACUCAAGAAGGUGCAGGCCCUCAAGAAGAGCAAGCUGCUGCUGCCCAUCACCUACCGUUUCAAGCGGUGA
Molecule: messenger RNA, 840 nt
Organism: Trichechus manatus latirostris (Florida manatee)
Lineage: Eukaryota; Metazoa; Chordata; Mammalia; Sirenia; Trichechidae
Gene: CCDC106
Product: coiled-coil domain containing 106
Exons: 5
Coding region: 1-840 (279 amino acids)
Cellular component (GO): nucleoplasm
Source: RefSeq, a predicted model, not a curated record